This is a messenger RNA of Carassius carassius (crucian carp), 1414 nucleotides long. RefSeq names its product immunoglobulin superfamily member 2-like. The transcript is spliced from 3 exons. The coding region runs from base 1 to 939 and encodes 312 amino acids. Lineage: Eukaryota; Metazoa; Chordata; Actinopteri; Cypriniformes; Cyprinidae. The record is from RefSeq and is a predicted model, not a curated record.
AUGGUAAACUUUUGUAGCCAACUGCGGCACCUGCCAUUAUUGUUGUGUCUCACAGGACUCGUGCAGUGGGAUCUGUGUAGCAGUCAGCGUCUGGUCCAGAUCCAAGAAGGUCCUCUGUACAGAGUGAAAGGAUAUCCAAUCUCAAUAUCCUGUAAUGUUACAGCGUUUAAAGGCCCAGCUAAGCAGGAUUUUCAAUUCAAAGUCAAGAAGUCAAAUGCAGAUAUAAAUAUGAUCAGUACUUUUGACCCAAACUUUUCCUACAGCAUAUUCGCAGACAGGGUAAGAAUAAAAGAUAUUGAGAUUAAAAUGUUGUCAGGUUCUUCAGUUCUUUUGUGGAUCAAAAAUUUGCUGGAGGAGGAUGCCGGUGAUUUGAUCUGUGAGACCCCAAACACAGAUGGCUCAUAUUGGGGAAAUUAUGCUGCAGAAACCAAGCUUAAUGUGAUUGGGGACACCCUGGAGGCAUCGUACUCUGGAUCUCCCUCUAAGAGCUUGUCUGAAGGUGAUCCUCUUCAGCUUGAGUGCCAGGUCUCCAGCCAGACUUUUCAACACACUCAUCUGUCAGUCACGUGGUUUCUCCAUGGUGAAGAGGAUGAAAACCCCAGACCAAUCAUUACUAUGGACAAAGAUCUGACAGUAAAGCCAGGAGCUGGAUUUGAGGAUCGCUAUCGUGCUGGUCUUAUUAGCAUGGAUAAGGUGGAGGACACAACCUACAGACUGAAGAUGCCUCAAGUGCAGCAGUCAGACCAGGGGAAGUUCUUCUGCAAAGCCACUGAAUGGAUCCAAGACCCAGACCGUUCCUGGACACAGAUUGCCUACAAAAACACCACAGCAUGCAAUGUAGAGGUUAAACUCUUCUUGAUCCAAGAUGGCGCCUGUUUGUUUGGCUGGUCGUCUGCUGCUCUCUUGUUUAUUUGUAUGGUUGUUUGCCUGGCUUCCUAAUUGAUGCACACUCAUGGUUUAUGACCGACAGUCUCUCCUGGACAUUCAUUCCUCAUUUAUGGACAUUUGUAAGGCGGAUGUGCAAUGCAAUUUUAACCAAGCACAUCUUCAGGCUGGUUUCUCUCUGAACCUUUUCCCUGUGUCAUUUAAUGACCGCUUUGUUACAUGGCAACCCCUGCAACUUGGCUUAAAAUUAUUUUAUUUAUAUAUAAAUCAUAAUACAUGAUCUAGACCCUCUCUAUUUUUCUACAUUUCUGUACCCAUAUACUCUAUCCAGAUGCUUAAGAUCCAGUGAUCAGAAUCUUAUUUUAGUUCUACAAUUCAGACUCAAACGUAGAGGGGAUCGAGUAUUCUCAGUGAUUGGGCCGCAUCUGUGGAAUAUCCUACCUUUUGAGAUUAGACUUGCCCCUUCUCUGUCCACUUUUAAAUCUGUCCUAAAAACAUAUCUGUUUGGUUUGGCUUACAAAUAAUUUUC